This is a messenger RNA of Protopolystoma xenopodis, 207 nucleotides long. Lineage: Eukaryota; Metazoa; Platyhelminthes; Monogenea; Polystomatidea; Polystomatidae. The record is from the annotation of a GenBank genome assembly.
AUGCUGGAUCAAGCCAAAUGCAAGAGGCAAAAGACGAGGCAGAGGCUGAGAUGGCGAAUGAGUGCAUUCGUCCGGCGGAUGGACGAGUCUCGACCUCGAGCGUUGAUGGGCAAUUUGACGUCCGAUCGACCGAAAGGGGGUAAAGUGGAGCGCCUCUUCGACUCCAUCCUGCAGCGUUCACUGGUCGCCCCUUUCUCAGACGCGUGA